AUGAUCGAUAAGAUCAUAGAGCUGACACUAGAAUUACUGCAAUGCAUCGUUGAGCAAAUUUGGUACCAUCGUUCAGUUUACCCUCCAGAGUCGUUUGAAAAUGCUCGCUGCUUUCAGCUCCCUGUUCACAUGUCUCGCCAUCCGGAUGUCAAACGGUAUCUAGCUGACCUCACUUUUAAGAUUAAAAGCUUCCUAGAGCAAGGUAAGCUCAACAGACUUUUUGUCGAGAUAUAUCCACCUGACUCAGCUGUGAGGAUUGAAACUUACGGAUUCAGCUUGACUAACUCCCCACUUCUGGAGGCACUGAGAGCCGAUGUCGAACUCUCUGAGGAAUUCAAGCUGAAUGUGCUAUACGCUGAGUACCAGGCGUUUCUGUACUCAGUGAUCAACCAACUGGAAACGGCAACCAAUCUGACUCCGCCGUCGUCGUUCAAAAUAUUGGUUUCAACAGACAACUCUGAGUUUAAUAGUAUGCUAUCACAGGACUGGAUUUUGCACAGAACGCAGAUGGCAACAAACUCGCAUUCUUCAGAAUCAACAACAGCAAGAAUCAAUGACUUUAGACAGGUUUCGCUGCCAUAUCUGAAUAUCAAGGGCUAUAGAGCCGAGCAUUUACCAUGUUAA
Messenger RNA from Ogataea haglerorum, 624 nucleotides. RefSeq lists its product as uncharacterized. The record is from RefSeq and is a predicted model, not a curated record. The transcript has a single exon. The coding region runs from base 1 to 624 and encodes 207 amino acids. Gene Ontology annotation, cellular component: zeta DNA polymerase complex. NCBI's taxonomy places the organism in Eukaryota, Fungi, Ascomycota, Pichiomycetes, Pichiales, Pichiaceae.